This is a messenger RNA of Hypoxylon fragiforme, 1025 nucleotides long. Its product is annotated as peptidyl-prolyl cis-trans isomerase B. The transcript has 4 exons. Bases 29 to 853 code for a protein of 274 amino acids. Gene Ontology annotation, cellular component: endoplasmic reticulum; fungal-type vacuole. Gene Ontology annotation, molecular function: peptidyl-prolyl cis-trans isomerase activity. The record is from RefSeq and is a predicted model, not a curated record. Gene Ontology annotation, biological process: protein folding; protein peptidyl-prolyl isomerization. Lineage: Eukaryota; Fungi; Ascomycota; Sordariomycetes; Xylariales; Hypoxylaceae.
UUCUGAAUAGUACAUCCCUAUCCUCAUCAUGUUCAACCUUCGACGAGUGCUCGCCGGCAUCCUGCUGCUGGUGGGCGUAGUCGUCAUCUGCUUCUCGCAGACGACUGAGGCUGCCAAGGGCCCCAAAAUCACCCACAAGGUCUACUUCGACAUCACGCACGGCGAUGAGCCCCUCGGUCGCAUUGUCAUGGGUCUCUACGGCAAGACCGUCCCUAAGACUGCUGAGAACUUCCGAGCUUUGGCUACUGGCGAGAAAGGCUUUGGUUAUGAAGGUUCAACCUUCCACCGAGUCAUCCAGCAGUUCAUGAUCCAGGGAGGUGACUUCACCAAGGGCGAUGGCACUGGUGGCAAGUCGAUCUACGGCGACAAGUUCCCUGACGAGAACUUCAAGCUAAAGCACUUCAAGAAGGGCAUGCUGUCCAUGGCCAAUGCCGGCAAGGAUACCAACGGCUCUCAAUUCUUCAUCACUGUCGCUAUUACCUCGUGGCUCGAUGGACGCCACGUAGUAUUUGGCGAGGUUCUUGAGGGCAUGGACGUUGUCACAUUGAUUGAGAACGUCAAGACCAAGCCUGGUGACAAGCCUGAGAAGGUGGUCAAGAUUGUCAAGAGCGGAGAGCUUCCGGUGCCGCCUGAAGGUUCCAACGACCACAACGGAGACUCAGAAUGGUCUGCAGGAUCUAUCGACGAAGAGAAGAACCCAUUUGUGGAUACUGCCGCCUCUUCAGCUGGGUGGUCUGUCCUCCAAAAGGCUCUCCUUUUCAGUGUUAUCCUAGCCGCUAUCGGAUUCUACAUCCGCCUGUCAAAGCGUAGAGGCGACAUGGACGACGUAGCGUACCACAAGACGAUGGCUUAGAAUUCCGAUGUUUAUAGUUUCAGAUUGAAUGGAAUACAAGAUGUGUUUGACCACCUACUAGCAUAAAUCAGUUAAUUGGCCUCAAGUAAAUGUGUUGGGUUUAUUGUUGCCGUUAAAAUCAUCACGUGUGACUUGUAUAAUAAGAAGAGAAAAAAACGUGUUAAAACUCGAA